Hevea brasiliensis (rubber tree) is the source of this 1792-nucleotide messenger RNA. RefSeq lists its product as uncharacterized. The record is from RefSeq and is a predicted model, not a curated record. Gene Ontology annotation, molecular function: GTPase activity; GTP binding. Lineage: Eukaryota; Viridiplantae; Streptophyta; Magnoliopsida; Malpighiales; Euphorbiaceae. The coding region runs from base 230 to 1444 and encodes 404 amino acids. The transcript is spliced from 6 exons.
GAGGCUUUACGGUGAUAUGGCAAAAUACGAUUGGUUGAAGAAUGAAGUCGUGGGUAGACAGGCCAACAUCGAUCCCUGCUGCGUCUUAACAUUUCUCUUUCACACUCUUCCUCAAGGCUCUAGGUCUAGGGUUUAGAAAUUCUCAGAGAUCGAUAUCUUUUACUGAUUUUACGACUCAAUUUUAGAAAAUUUUGGGGAGAAAAAAUAAGUAAACAAAUAAGCGAAAAAAAUGGAAUCUUCGGAUCGCACAGCUCUGGAGAACCGUCCCGGCAUCUUCAUGAUCGGAUCCUCCAACGUGGGCAAACGCACUCUUCUGUCCCGAUUACUAUCAGUGGAUUUUGAAGAUGCUUCUGAUUCAUCGUCUGAAGUACUUGCCCAUGGGUGGACUAUCAAUACAAAGUACUACACAGCUGAUGUUUCUGUAUGGAUGGUUCAUCUUCAUGACGAAUUCUCCGUCAGGACCCUCCCAAUUUAUAGCCGCCUGGCUGCCUUAGUGAUGGUCUUUGACAUGAGUGAUUUAUCAUCUCUCGUUGCACUUCAGGAUUGGGUAUCUCGAACUGAUAUGCAGAAGUUUGAGAUAUUAUUAUGCAUUGGAAACAAAGUGGAUCUCAUUCCAGGUCAUCCAGUUCAUGCUGAGUACAGAAGACGCCUACUGAAACUUGAAGAUUCUUAUGCUGAUCCUCAUUCAGAGUUCUAUGAGUUUGGGAUUUCUGAAACUGAAGGAAGUAGUCUUUUGGCUGGUGAGGAUCCUGCUGUGGAAAUCAAGAGAUCAUGUCUUGAAUGGUGCACUGAGCACAACAUUGAGUACAUUGAAGCCUGUGCCUCCAAUGCUGAUUUUGACAAAUGUUUAUCAGCUGAUGGUGAUUUGCAAGGAGUUGAACGUCUCUUUGGUGCUCUUUCUGCGUAUAUGUGGCCUGGAAUGAUCCUAAAAUCUGGCAAUAACAUAACUCAGCCAGCGUUACCUAAUAAAGAAGACUUAUCUGAAGAAGAAUCUGAUUAUGAAGUCGAGUAUGAAGUGCUGUCUGCUGGUUCAGCCGAACCAUGGGAUGACACACAUGGGGGAUGGGUUUCUGCAAAUGGUACUAGUUCCGUAUCAGAUAAAAAGGGAUCAGUUGAUCUCAAUAAUCAUAUUACAGAACAUGACCAAGAGAAUUGGAAAAAGUUUGACAAUGAAGAGCUACAGCCCUCAACAUCGAUGGUAGCAUUGCAGGAUGACAAGGAAGUGGUGCCCAAAGUAGCAGAUCCUAACAAAGACACAGAAACAAAUGAGGUUACACCUUUUGACUUCGAGGAUUUAGAGCAGUUGAUGUCUGAGAUUGGAAAUAUGCGUGACAACAUGAGGUUUAUGCCUGAUUUCCAAAGGAGAGAAAUGGCUGCCGAACUGGCCAUGAAAAUGGCUGCCAUGUUUGGUGGUGGCACUGACGAUGAAGAGGAGUUUGAUUAAACAAAUGGAAAUCUUUGGAGUAAUUAGUUUGAUCUCAUAAACUUGACUACCCAUUAUCAACAGUUUUUUAUGGUAAUGAUCAGUUCAAUCUUCGGCCAGGGUAAAAGAGAUGACAUGCUUUUGGAAAUUGUAUGAUUGCAUUGCUCUUUUGUUUAGUUUUAGUACGAGUGGCGGAUGAGGAAUGAGCGCACGUUUUUUGUAUAAAGCUCUGCAGAACUACUUGAUUUCUGGUAUACUGGGGAUUUACAUUUGCAUAUAUCAUACCUAGAGUAGGCAGGAUUAUAUUAGAGACUGUACUGUAGUCUGACAGUUGCUCUUUUUAAUUGAAACGAGCGCUUGGCACACAAA